AUGUUAAAAAAGCAGAUAUUGGCAGAAAAUUUUGUAAACGAACUUGUUUUUAAGUAUUUUUUACAAAAUCCUUUGUUUAAGAUUUUUAUUGUUCCAAUAUUUGUGUUAAUAUAUCUUUCUGCUUCCUGCCAUAGCUAUAUAAUUGAAGCUGUUACUGCAUUGGAAUGUUAUAUGAUUAGUGAUAUAAAGAGUAACUAUCCUGGAAAACUUAUUUUAUUAUAUUUGUUAUUCACUGUAUCGCAUUAUCUCCUGACAUUUUUUAGUGACUGUCUUUUCGCAAUCUACUUACAAAGCACCGUCGUGUCAUCUUUUAAAAUCCAUGUUAAAGAAUAUUUGGUGUUACACUACGAAGACUUUCAUUCCAUUGGAUCUGGUAAAAUACAUACGGUUAUUGAAAGAAGAACCAGAGGAAUUAUUGAUUUUAUAGAAUUACUUAUUAUGAAUGCUUAUUUUAAUUCUACUAUUUUAUUUGUUAUUUAUAACAGAAUGUAUCUGACACUUGGCAAAGAGUUAGUAUUUUUUAAUAUUGGUGUUCUUGUAGCGUAUUUAUCUUUCUGUUAUUUUACUUCUUUUAUUAUCAAAAGAAGUAGAGAAGCUGCUAAUAACGACUGGAAUGAAUGUUCUAAUAGGAUUUAUGGUAUACUUAAUAAUUACGAUGUAAUUAAAUCAUAUAACAAUGAUUCUUUAGAAAUAUGUAAACUCAAUGAAAAGGGUGCUAGUGUAGAAAUGUCUUACUUUUAUUAUGAUACUGUUUGUAAUAUAACAAGAUUUGCACAGGUUCUUCUUACAAUCCUACCCAAUAGUAUUGUUAUUUAUAUGGUAUUAACAGGGCGUGGAUUUUUAUCAUUAGCUACAUUUGGUCAAUUAGCAUUAUAUCAUAAACAGGUUAUGAGUCUUAAAUCUAGUAUGGAAAGUUUUGGUAAGCAAUUGUUAAGAUUUACUCAAACUUAUACUGAUGUCACUGAUAGUUAUCUUGUAGGAAAGCAUUUAGAUAACACUAAUCAAGGAAAAGAAAUUCAAUCUUUUACUGAUAAGAUUGAAUUUAAACAGUUCUCAUUAUAUAUGAAAGAUCGUUUAUUAAUUAAAAAUUUUAAUUUUGUUAUUAAUAAAGGUGAUAAAGUAGCAAUAGUUGGUAAAAAUGGUAGCGGAAAAAGUUCUCUUAUUAAGACACUACUUAGAUUUUACGAAUAUGAAGGCGAAGUUUUGAUAGAUGGCAGAGAUAUGCGUGACAUUACUGUUGUCUCCCAGAGAAAUCUUAUUUCUUACAUACCACAAAAUCCUUAUAUUAUUGAAGGGACAGUUUUAGAUAAUUUAAAAUAUUCUAAUAAGAGUAUUACAAAUAAAGAAAUAAAAAAUAUUUGUUUGGAUUAUAAUUCACAUGAUAUUUUUGCAAAAUUACAGGAUGGAUAUGCAACUAACGUGGGGGAAAGUGGUAAGUUCCUUUCCGGCGGACAAAAACAGCAGCUUAGUUUUAUGAGAGGUGUUAUAAAAAACGCAGAUAUAUUUUUAGUCGAUGAACCAACAGCAAAUUUAGAUAAAUUGGCUGAAAAAGACUUAAUAGAAAAAGUUUUUACUAAAUUGAAUGAUAAAACUGUCUUAUUUAUUAUUCAUAAUUUUGACUAUUUGGGAAGUUUUGACAAAAUUAUUGGAUUUUGCAAUCAAGAAGUUCGUGUUUAUGAAAAAUAUGAGGAUUUUUUAACUGAUAUUCAACUUUAUUAA
Messenger RNA from Vairimorpha ceranae, 1719 nucleotides. RefSeq names its product abc transporter. Gene Ontology annotation, cellular component: membrane. The transcript has a single exon. The record is from RefSeq and is a predicted model, not a curated record. Gene Ontology annotation, molecular function: ATP hydrolysis activity; ATPase-coupled lipid transmembrane transporter activity; ATP binding. NCBI's taxonomy places the organism in Eukaryota, Fungi, Microsporidia, Nosematidae. Bases 1 to 1719 code for a protein of 572 amino acids. Gene Ontology annotation, biological process: transmembrane transport.